CUGAAAAUAAAAUGCAGUCACACAUUUCUUUGUUUUACCAUGAGGCUGACUGAAGAUUAGUGUGUUUUUCCUUUAUGAAUAUUCGGAUCAUGACUGAAGGAGGUGACCACAAAGCAAAUCAGCAGAUCAUCAGUGUCUGGGUGCGAGACCCACGGAUACGCAAAAAUGACUUUUGGCAUGCCUAUAUGGACUAUGAAAUUUGCUUACAUACCAACAGUGUAUGCUUCACAAAGAAGAUCUCGAGUGUGAGAAGGAGGUACAGUGAGUUUGUGUGGCUGAGGCAGAAGCUACAAGAAAAUUCAUUGUUAAUGGUAAAGUUACCAGAGCUGCCCCCAAAGAAUCCAUUCUUCAGCCUGAACAAUGCCAAACAAAUAAGUGAACGCAUGCAGGGGCUACAGAAGUUUUUGGAGAAGAUCCUCCAGAGCCCUCUGCUGUUGUCUGACAGCUGCCUUCACCUUUUCCUGCAGUCACAGCUCAGUGUGUCCAAGAUGGAGGCUUGUGCUGCUGGAAGAACCCACUACUCUGUGACCCAGGCAGUGCAACGCUGUGGCCUACGACGGUUUCACUCUGAAGAAGACCUGCAGAAAGACCUCAACUUGUCCUGUGACUUCGACUCAGACAGCUCAGAGAGUAGAGAUGCGGAACCCCGGAUUAAGGACUUGGCACUAACCAAAUCAGAGAGUGCACCUUUAUUCGAUUUUGUUGGAACCAGCCAGGAGGAAACCCUGAGCAGCUCAUUUGGAUCGACAUAAAAACAACUACAUUUCUUUGGCAGAAUUUUACUUGAGGAAGGGAUUUGGCUGUUACACUUUCAUACUGCACAUUUGACAUUUCGUGUCAUGUCUCCUAAAUAUUUCAUUAAUGUAAACAUGUUAGUUGUGUUAUCAGUAAUAUAUUUCACUUGCAUGUACAGUAAAUAGUAAUAAAAUGUUUCUGUAUCUGUCGAAGUGUUGUGCAGUGAUGGCAGCAGGACGUUUCCUGAAGAUGGCAGUGUUGUUACAUGCAUUCCCUAUGUGUAGUCAGUCUUUCUUGAGCAUAUGCUGUAAAUGUCUAUAUUUACCUUAUAAACAAACUUCACAAAAGCAUCAUAAAUAUUACUAUCCAGAAGGCAUAAUUUGCCAAAUAUGUGCCGAUAACAAUGUAAUAAUUUAAGCAGUGACAUCCUAAUGGCUUUCUCUGAGGCUCCACUCUUGCUUCUAAUAAAGUGUGAGGCAUAGGAAGCUUGUCAUCUGGUGGCCACUGCAGUGCUUAGCAGUGUGACAUGUGUAAUAGGGUCUCUGCAGAGUUUUUAGACGGCCCCCCUGUCAGGUGUGUGGCUGGUAGGAGGUCCUGUGGGAUCUCAAUGGACUCGCUCCUGUCUUAGAGGUCCACCAGGUAGACAGGCUACAUUGCUCCCCACUGAACAAAAUGCCAGCUGCACUGACAGGCCACCUUUUCUAACUGUCUCUCUGGCUUUGCAUUUCAUCAGCCAUGUUCUUUGCAGCUUCUUCUCUCUGUGUGAGCACUCAGAAGACGUACAUAUGAUCCCACAGUGAGCGGCACCGUGCUUAUGCAGAGGUAAUGACCACUAAACAGAGAGACAGUGGACUGACAUAUCUGUGCAGCUAAUUAGAUUAGCUCUGUCUCUCUGCAGCAGUUGUGAUGUUCAUUAGGGAUUCACAAAGAGAACAGACAAAAGGCUUGUGGUGCAGAGAAAAGACAGGUGACGUCACCCCAGACCUGCUCUGAGCAGUCAACGUUUUGGACAUGGGGGGGAAAGCCCACACACAAAUUAGAAAAUGGGUGGGAGUAUAUAGGUUUUCAUGCACAUCCAUGAAUGCAAAUGCAGUAUAUGAAUGUGUCGUCUUUGUUGGUGCUUAACUGACUGAAGCAAAAUUACCCUUAACCUUCACAGAUAUAUGCACUGGCAGGGCUGCAGAUGUUUGCUUUAGCUGAAUAUAAAACAUCACACAGCCUAUAAUACACCCAGAGAUGGGAAUUUGAAUUUAGGGUUUUUAGUAUUGAGUUUAAAUACUUCAACUAAAAUUCUAUUUGUUUUGUUUUGGAGAGUAAGAGGAAGCUGUUUUUCAUGUAAAGAGAAAACGGCCCUUUUUAAUAUAAGUACAAACAAAAAUUACAAACUUACUCUCAUGAAGAAUAGCUAUUGUGUAUGAAAUAUGAUCUAAGCAAAAGACAGAUUUCUGUGUGUACAAUUAUGUCAAAGAAUUUUACCAUUCGCUCCAGACACUGGCAGGUUUAAUGCCUCUGAGAGCACAGACUUUGUUGACGUUGCAGAUGACACUCCGAAUGGGAUUCUGCUUCUUCUUCUUUUUUUUCUUUGUUUUACUUUCCUGUUUAUGAGGAUGUAGGAGAUGUGUAUUUUAGUAAAAUGUGCUCCAUUUAUGUUGAUUUAUUUUGGUUGAAGAGUUAUGAAAAACUUGACUUGUGCUUUAGGACUAUUUUGUUUAAUACCAAACAGUAAAACAACAAACAAAUUUUGUUAUUAAAUGUUACUAGUGUAGCUAUAUUUUUUUGGUGUCAUGUAAUCCCAUAUGGACUGGGUGCUUUGUGUGUAU
This is a messenger RNA of Sphaeramia orbicularis (orbiculate cardinalfish), 2555 nucleotides long. RefSeq names its product sorting nexin 10b (gene snx10b). Bases 75 to 752 code for a protein of 225 amino acids. Gene Ontology annotation, cellular component: endosome. Gene Ontology annotation, biological process: cilium assembly; intracellular protein transport; vesicle organization. The record is from RefSeq and is a predicted model, not a curated record. The transcript is spliced from 6 exons. Lineage: Eukaryota; Metazoa; Chordata; Actinopteri; Kurtiformes; Apogonidae. Gene Ontology annotation, molecular function: phosphatidylinositol phosphate binding.